AAAAAGCUUAAACCGCGACAAAAAAAACAGUUUCGUCGCUCUCCACAGUCUCUCCAUCUCCACAACACAGCUCUCUAUCAUUAUGUCUGAGGAAUACUUGUUCUCUCCUGACCUCAUCUCGCCCAACGUCAAGGCGAACCUCCCCAAGGGCUACACUUGCCGUCCUCUCUCGAACAAGGACUAUGGACGUGGAUUUUUGGAUGUGUUGAAGGUUCUCACCACUGUUGGAGAUAUCUCCGAGAAGAUGUACCUCGCCCGCUUCAACUGGAUGAAAGCCCGCAACGACUCCUACUACCUCCUCGUCAUCGUCGACCAAAACGACCGCAUCGUUGGCUCCGGAACCCUCCUCAUCGAGCGCAAAUUCAUCCACGAAACCGCCUCCACCGGGCACAUUGAAGACAUCGCCGUCGCGAAGGACCAGCAGGGCAAGAAGUUGGGAUUAAGGAUCAUUGAGGCAUUGGAUUAUGUCUGUGAGAAGCAGGGAGCGUAUAAGAAUACGCUUGUGUGUAAGGAUCAUAAUAUUCCUUUUUAUGAGAAGUGUGGGUUCAAGAGGGGACAGAAUGAAAUGACCAGGUACUACAAGUUGUAAGGUAUGGCUAGCUGGACAAGAAACAGGGAACACUGCCAACCUCCGCCUCAUAGACAUACGCCCAAUUCAAUCAAAAAUAUCAUGACAUUCUACUGUACUAUAUAGCACACACC
Saitoella complicata NRRL Y-17804 is the source of this 702-nucleotide messenger RNA. Its product is annotated as glucosamine 6-phosphate N-acetyltransferase. The transcript has 3 exons. Gene Ontology annotation, molecular function: glucosamine 6-phosphate N-acetyltransferase activity; monosaccharide binding. The record is from RefSeq and is a predicted model, not a curated record. Bases 83 to 589 code for a protein of 168 amino acids. Lineage: Eukaryota; Fungi; Ascomycota; Saitoellomycetes; Saitoellales; Saitoellaceae. Gene Ontology annotation, cellular component: Golgi apparatus; endoplasmic reticulum; endoplasmic reticulum-Golgi intermediate compartment. Gene Ontology annotation, biological process: UDP-N-acetylglucosamine biosynthetic process.